AUGGGGCCCCCCGCCUGUGGGCAGCCCCAGCAGCUGAGCCGGAUCGUGGGCGGCCAGGACAGUGUGGACGCCGAGUGGCCGUGGAUCGUGAGCAUCCAGAAGAAUGGCACCCACCACUGCGCCGGCUCCUUGCUCACCAGCCGCUGGGUGGUCACCGCCGCCCACUGCUUCAAGGGCCACCUGAGCAAGCCGUUCCUGUUCUCCGUGCUGCUGGGGGCCUGGCAGUUGGGCAGGCCAGGCCCUCGGUCCCAGCAGGUGGGGGUGGCCCGGGUGCUGCCCCACCCCGUGUACUCCUGGAAGGAGGGUGCCCGUGCUGACAUCGCACUGGCACGCCUUGAGCGGCCUGUGCUGUUCUCCGAACGAGUCCUGCCCAUCUGCUUGCCAGACACCUCCGUCCGCCUCCCCGCAGACACAGACUGCUGGAUUGCAGGCUGGGGGAGCAUCCGGGAAGGAGUGCCCCUGCCCCACCCGCAGAUCCUGCAGAAGCUCAGGGUGCCCAUCAUCGACUCGGAAGUCUGCAGCCGCCUGUACUGGCGGGGUGCUGGGCAGGGCACCAUCACUGAGGACAUGCUGUGCGCAGGCUACCUGGAGGGGGAGCGGGAUGCAUGUCUGGGUGACUCCGGGGGCCCUCUCAUGUGCCAGGUGGAGAAUGCCUGGGUGCUGGCCGGCAUCAUCAGCUGGGGAGAGGGCUGUGCGGAGCGCGACCGCCCGGGCGUCUACACCAGCCUCCUUGCACACCGCUCCUGGGUGGAGAGGAUUGUGCCGGGCGUGCAGCUCCGCGGGCGCUCGUCCGGGCUGCGUGGAGCGCCAGGCCCGGGCUCCGUGGGCCACUGAGCGGAGCCCUGCUGGAAACACUCCGUCUACCUCUGGGGGCG
Molecule: messenger RNA, 875 nt
Organism: Ochotona curzoniae (black-lipped pika)
Lineage: Eukaryota; Metazoa; Chordata; Mammalia; Lagomorpha; Ochotonidae
Product: brain-specific serine protease 4-like
Exons: 5
Coding region: 1-834 (277 amino acids)
Biological process (GO): proteolysis
Molecular function (GO): serine-type endopeptidase activity
Source: RefSeq, a predicted model, not a curated record